UCUUUCUCAUUUACAAGUGUUUUCUUUUAUGCUUUUUGACAGUUGUAACGUAUGUAUAGAUUCUUUAUAUACUUAUCUCUGGUUUAUUGCCAUGAGCUAAAUCUGGAUUUUUUUUUUUGUUUUUUCUUGAAUUAAGCUUGGUUUAGGAGCUAGUUUUGAAUCCAAGUUUUGGGUUUUCUUUGUACGCAUGAGUUUAAGGGGUUAUUGUAAAUUUCCUCAACUUUUGACCUUUGCUUGCAUGAUUGGAUGAUACAGAGAUCUGGGUAUUCUUUUAUUGUAAAUUAGGUUUAGCUAGCUGAGCGACCAAGUUUUUUGUACGGGUUGUUGUUUAGUGUGUUUUGUUUUUGUGGGAUCAUUCAUGAGAAUUGGGAAUUAUAAGGUUUUGAUUUAUCUUUCGCAGUUGGUCAUGAGUUGGCUGGUUUAAUGAAGGUUUAGAGAGUUUUUAUGGUUUCAGUGUGUGGGACCCUGAAAUAUUUUUUUCAAGGCAUAUAAUGUUCCAUUUCUUCAACAAGUCAUGGCUUUACCAAAAUGAAAUAUCCUUUAGAUUAAGAGUUGCUAGGUGACGUAAAACUUAUUCCCUUUUCUGGAGUUUAGUCUAAUUAAAAAUCUAAAAAAGUGACCACAGCUUUCAAUGCUGUUCAAAAGUAUGAAAUAGAAGUAUUUGAAUAGUUUCUAUAUGAAGUUCUUGUAUGUUUGCAAGUUCACCAUUUUUAUCACAUGCUGUUUACUUUGCAAUGUAAACUUGGCGGGGCUUAAGUAACAAGUAAAUCUAAAAUCAUUUCUUAUUUUCAGUGAUUUAUAUAUUUCUUCCCUCCUUUUUGUAUACUGCACAUUUUCAUUGAAACUGAUUUCUCUUUCCUGUCUUGUUUUCUUGAGCAAGAUCAACUUUCACCGAGGCAGGUCAUUUGGAGAUGGCUACCUAUUGGUUCCGGGGUAGAAUGUGAGGGAUGGUGUUUGCGAAAGAGCUUAUUCGAAGAGGUUAUAACUUCGUCAGAUUGUCAUCUUCCAUUCCUGAAUAUGGAGGAUGAGAAUGGGCUCGAGCUUAGUUUGGGUCUAGGUUGUGGUGGAUCAUCUUCCAAAUCCAAAGGUAAAAAUGGCAGCUCUUCAGAUACUAGGAUGGAUAAAGGUGAUAGAGGCAACAAAUUGGUAGAUGAUUUUAUAAAUUUUCUUCAUGGUACUACUACCCAGAAGCAAGAUUCAAGUGCUAGAUCUCAAAGAAGUGAUUCAGUGAAACCUCAAGAGUUCUUUAAUGACCUUACCAAGAACAAUGCUGAAGCAGAUGCUUCUAUUAACUUGAACAGUAGGGGGCUGUGGGUUUCAAGCACUAAUAGAUCUGCAGAAAAUGAUGAAGAAAAAAGACCAGACCUGGGUAACAAGCGUAAACUAUUUUUUGAUGAGUUAAAUAAUCAGAAGAAGCACGAGAGAGAUGCUCAUCAUGCUGAUUUACAUGACAAGAAAUCACAUUUUUUAAUAACCACAGAAGAUGGCUCAACUGUGAAACAGUUUAUUGGAGUUGGAGGUCCGCCUGAGGCUACAAAGGAGGUUCGUGGAUUUUCUGAUUCAAGUGUUGUGGAGUUACAAGGACAAAGGAGGCUCAAUGGUUCUUCAGAAAAUGAAUUCAAGCAGGGAAACUUAAAUUAUGGACUUCCAUUCUCAGUCCAACCAGUAAGCAUCAUGAAUGUGCCAUACUCAUUUCCUGUGAAUAAGUCUAACUCUGUAGGUGCGCCCAGCACUUCAGGCCAUCCAAUAACAGGCAUGAUUCAGGUGUUGCCUACUUCAAAUGGUGAGCAGCGAACAGGGAACCAAUCUGUGAAUCCUGGAAAUUUGCAAGUUAUGUUUGGCUAUUCCCCAGCCCAGCUUCCGACAUUGGAUAAAGAUAAUUCCUGGGGCUUGAUCUCUCAUAUUCAACAGUUCCCUGCUUCCUAUGCUGGCAGAGCUCUGUCAAAUGCAGAGAAGCAGAAUGAUGGGCUGAAGAUUUCUCAAGCAGCCAUGCAAGCUAUUGCUCGAAAUUUGACUGAGGUUGAACAACAUGAAGGGAGCACAUUGGGACAGGCCAAAGGCGACGGCAAACAACUUAUUGUAGAGGUAGGCUCCUCUUCUCAUACUGAAGAUGAUGUGAAAGGAAGCACCAUGAACCUUAGGCCAAAGGAUGCACCCAAACAAUCAACAGCAGAAACACUCUGUUUUGAUUUUUCAGCCAUAAAGCCAGGUAUUGGCCCAGCCAUGAAAUUUGGGGGAUGUGGUUCGUAUCCAAAUUUGCCAUGGGUAUCUACCACAUUGCCUGGCCCAAAUGGCAGAACGAUUUCUGGUGUUACCUACAAAUACAGUGCAAAUCAAAUCAGGAUUGUUUGUGCCUGUCAUGGUUCCCACAUGUCCCCUGAGGAGUUUGUUCGACAUGCAAGUGAAGAAAAUGCUAAUCCAGGUAAUGGCAACAGGUUAGCAACAUUCCCAGGAACCAAUCCUGCCGCCUCUACUCAGAGCUGAAAUGUACCAUUUUGUCCACCCAGACAAAUGACCCGUAGUGAAGCAUAGUCUGCAGAUGACUCUGUAUACCUUUUGUGACAUCCGCCCAUGUUUUUGCUUUAAUUGAUCACUGAUUUAUUUUCAGCUACAUUGGUUACUGCAAUCAAAUAGUGCGGUUGUAUGAUAUUCAGUGGUCUUCUUUUCUUUGUCCAAACAGUACGUUAAAUUACUUAAAUGUAAAUUUCCCUUCUUUUUGUCUAGGAAAA
Messenger RNA from Populus nigra (black poplar), 2729 nucleotides. Its product is annotated as ninja-family protein mc410-like. Gene Ontology annotation, cellular component: nucleus. NCBI's taxonomy places the organism in Eukaryota, Viridiplantae, Streptophyta, Magnoliopsida, Malpighiales, Salicaceae. The record is from RefSeq and is a predicted model, not a curated record. Gene Ontology annotation, biological process: jasmonic acid mediated signaling pathway; negative regulation of DNA-templated transcription. The coding region runs from base 1018 to 2484 and encodes 488 amino acids. The transcript is spliced from 2 exons.